AUGAUACUGCUUUGAGGAUAAAUGUGAAACUAAAAUAAAUUUGAAUGAAGAUAUUGUUUUACUUUGCUGCUGUAAUGUUUUUUAUAUCAUGGACAAAGGCUUCAGUGAAUGGCACUGAAAAGAAUAAAAAAACAUUUUGUAUUUCUUUCUAUUUCUGAUCUGCCAUGGCUCCACCACAUGGAAUCAAGUUUCGUUAAAGGCUGGCAGUGAAGGAGAGUUAUGCCCUCAGGCUGACAGCAUUGGCUCCUCAGGCAGUACCAGUACUCUUGCUUCCUCUGUCAUUGAAGUUGAAUCUGGUCGUGAUGAUCUGGCUUUAUGUCAUGAUGAGGAGGAUAUUUCCCCACUCCCUCCACCACCAACAAUAUCCAUUACUGAGGAAAUCAUGCAGUUUAUUAACCAGAGCCGUGUUCGAGAAGGCAUGGCGGAGUUAACGUCUGAAGUGUGCCAGUCGAUUCCAGAGUUCGUGGAUGUCCAGUCACUGGAGGAACAGCAGCUGGAUGAAUCCACGUCACUAGUAUCUGAGGUGGAUGAAAAUGAGAAGCAGACAAUAUAUACCAAACAAUCAAAGGCACAAAAAAGUAUGGUAGAUUAUGUGUUAGACAAAGACAAGGACAGCCAUCCAUCCUGUGAGUCAAGUGAUUCUCCACCAGAGGACCUUGAGAGACCAUCAUCACCUCUGCACACCUCUAAUGAGGUGAAUCAAUUAGGAGAAUUGACAUACACAGAGCUCAGUCAAGUUGAUUCAACUGAAACAAAAUUGGUCAAUGCCAUAAGUGAAAAAGAGGGCAAAGAUACAGAGGAUACAUUUACUGAAAGGGAAGAGUCUCAUCUAGAAGAUAAUUUGGAUAAAUCCUCUGAUGACACGUCACGUGUGGCCAAGUCAGCUCCUGCUCAAAUCUCUACUACAUCGGAAGCAACUGACAGCUCUCUUGUCCCCAAAGUAGAAGUGGAGCAGAAGCUGACCAAAAGUGACAGGCAGAUUAUUGAGAAGAUACGCAGCUAUUAUGAGGCAGCAGAAGCAGGUGUUGAGGAAGGUCAGACAGCACGAAGAAACAGCUUCUCUAAUAUUCCUGCAGGUUUGGUAAAGGAUUCUGUGUCUCGAUAUAAUGUUUGUGUUCACCAGAAGAGCCUGGUUGACUCUGAGAGUCGCUCUGACUGUGUUGAAAAUUAUUCAUCAUCUUUAUCACUCCCUAUGUCGGACCAGGCCGAACAGAUUUUCACCCAUGAGGAAUCUGCAGAUACAGCCUCUCCCCUUUCACAUUCAGAUUUUAGCCAAGAACAAGAAGAAAUAUUAGAAAGUAAGUCAGCAGUUGUAAAAGAUGGACAGUUUUGUGAGUUUAAUCCUUGUAUGAAGCUCUGGAAAGAGAAAGAGGGGAUGGUUCAAGAGACUCAGACUAAUCUAAAAGUCCCUCUCUUGAGGGAGAACAGCUCUGGUGAGCCUACAGAUGCUUCUGAAAAAAAAGAGACAUCCAUAAAUCGCAUGAUGACUCAAGUACAAGAUAAACAAUCUGAUCUUUCACAGUGCGGCAAAGACAUUUCAAAUCCAUCAAAUCUGCAGACAACAGAGAAAGCUGACAUGUCUCUUCAACAUCUAAGUAGAACCAAAGCUAGGAUGUCUCCAAAUGGAGGCCUGGAUAGCUUUCCCAGUCAGAUUAAGGUUGGCCGAUGGUCUCGACAUGGCAAGGUGGUUACGUGUAGCCACACUCUUUAUGAAGGAAUGGCAGAGGUACCAGAUUUAGGAUUUUAUGAAGGUGGACCAGUCAGCCAGUGUUUGGUAGAGAAUUCAGAAAAGAUUCUAAAUAAAGUGCAAAUGCUUGCACGCAUGUACACUGCCAAGGCAAGCAGCAUGAAAGUACCACUACAUCAGAAGAGAACACGAGUGAGUAAGGGAGCAUGGGCAGUGGAGGCAAAAGUAAGCGUUCCACCCAAGUCCCAGCUACAGCUGCACCAGGGGGAUAUGAGAACACUAAGUCAACCCACAGAUCUUAUAGAAUCAUCAGUUCCUACACCUUCUGAGCCUUUUGGUCACAUCCUUGUAAGGGAGCAGUUUUCCACAACCUAUCACCAAGAAAACGACUGCAAUCUCAUAGGGCCCCCAGAAAAUAUAUCGCCAAUUGGAUCUAAUUGGUCUUUUUCUUCUGCUGAAUCCUCUGCUACAUCAGUUCAAACAUUAUCCAAAAGAAAAACUGUUAUGGAAUCACAGGUCUUUGUGACAUCAAACAAUAAAGAGAGCACCUUAGAAAAAUGUCAGUCUUUUCCUCAUGAAGCAGUUUCUCAAGAAGAUCAAUCCUUGUUACUUACAAUAUGUUCUGGAAUGCAGGCCCAAGCAGAGCCAGAAAUGUCUUCCAAUCUCUGCAGAUUCCCUUUGGAUCAGCAUUCUGACAAUGUAAUACAAGAGAACCAUUGUAUUGCCAUAGACAAAUCCAUUUCAAUAAAUGGGAUUGGAGAAGAACAUCAAAGAGAGAUAUUGCAAGAAGAGAACCCUACUUUUGUGAGCCCUUCUGGUUCAGCUAGUGAACUUCUUACUGACCCAGUAGUCAUUACACAUUCAGAAGAAGAGGCUCACAAUGUGGAGGAGAAAGAUAACUUAAUUGUAAAGCCCUGUGAGAGUGUGACAUUGAUGCUUAAAUCAGCCACAAAUGAUAAACCAGAUAAAACUGAACAUGCAGGACAUUUGACAUCCCAGCAGGCAUGGACUGAUGAUGAAACCACUGGUAGUGAGGAAUUAACAUCUAUAGUGUCUUCUGCUAUUGAUGUUGAAGCAUGCUCUCCACUACAGUCAGCACCCACCUCAGAUAACUGUGUUCAAACCCCAAUGAGAAGUGAAAUAACCACAGUGACCAUCUCUAAAAGAUCAGAGCAGUCAUGUCCUCUGUUGACGGAUCUAUUGCAAGAGGAUACAACUAACCCCACACAACUGGCACCUUUGCUUGAUUCGUGUGGCAAUUGUAGUCCCCUGGUUGUCAAAACCAAAGAAGACAUCAGCAAUGAUUCAAAACUUUCAAGCCCAUCCUCUACAUCCCCUCUAGGUGCACCUCUUUUGGAUGAUCUUCCAAGGUUUACUAGCCAAAGACCUUCCAAUAUUCUAACCACCACAGGAAAGAGGAGUCCAGUUCCUAAUUGGAAUUCAUCAUCUCUGGCCUCGACCCCCCAAAGACCGCCACAUACUUCACUGCAGAUUGAGGUACAGAUUCUAGAUACUUCCGUUUCUGAUCUUUCUCCUCACAGACAAUAUUUCUCCCAGUCUCUUAAUGAUAAGCCUCCCACUGGUUGUGGACGUCCACUAGAUGCAAAACCACCCUCUACCUUUAGCCCCAAUCUGCGAAUUCGUUCACCCUCUCCAAUUAGAGGUGCCCCGAUCCCCAGACCUUUCUCAACUGCCUCAGCUCUUUCAAAGUCUCUUGCUGCCUCUUGUAUCAGUCAGACAAUUUCACAAAGUAUGGCCAAAAGGAGUGCACGCCUCCACUCUGCGUCACCACCUGUUAGCUCCCCUCCUCCCCCCAGAUCCUCUAUAACAAUAAGGUCACCAUCUCCUAAAUCCAUUGAUCUAGACUCAAGUGUGGAGCCAAGUUUUGGGAGUACAUCCAAUACAGGAAUAGGGAGCCAACCCACAAGGUUCUCUCCUUCCCCCUUCAGAUCAAGCAACCUUCGAUCCAGUCCCGCAACAAUCCAGUCCCCUCCUCCUUAUCGUAGUCAACGAUCAAUAUCCCCUGCACCUCCUGUUAGCCUUCAUUCAACCUCUAAAAACCCAAGUUCAGUUGCACUGGAGCAGCAUCCUUACACCAUUUUAAAUGGCAAUAACAACAAUAACAACUAUUUGAGCAAUAAUGGUUGGGCGACUAACUACCAAAAAACACCACACUCAAAUGUGAGUGGAUCCCCUCAUUUAUAUGAAACCCAACGAACAACCUUGCAUAACAGGGUGGCUUGGCCUUUUCCGUCCUCUGAGCCCAGCUCUCGUGUGCAGUCGCCCUCCCCCUCUAUUUGUCCAUCUCCAGUCACUCAAAUCUGCUCCCCUUCACCUGCCCAGAACCAUACCAAUAACUUGAUAAUGAAGCCACCUAAUCCUCGGACCCCCAGACAAGGUGGAGCAGGCUCUUUUACCCCUCUAUCUUUGGAACUCUCAAGAUCAACAUCAGCCUGUUCAUUAUCACCCUGUGGAAGCCCCAGAAUCACCUCUCCUCCCCCUAUCAGCAUUCCUUCAAGUUUAUGGGGCUUUGCUAAUCCACAGCCAAGGAAUCCCUCAUUAACAAAUGUGUCUUCUCCAACAAAAGCAGAGGCAAGCUUUACACCAAGGGGCACCAGAAUCAUCUCUCCUAUUCCAACAGGAAUGUUGUCAUGUUCAACAACCAUUUCUCAGAGUCAAAGGAGGCAAAGGGGAAGCAGCUUGCCCUUUGUUACUCUAGGAGAUAGACCACCCAGCCCAGCUAGAUAUGAGCGAAGGUCUUGGGCAGAAAAUAGACGAUGGUCAUUGGGUUCAGAAUCAGGGUUAACAAGUCCUCAUGGGGGUUCGUGUGGUAGUCCAUCUUCCAUCAGUCCUGGCCCUCUAUCACCUGUCAAACUAGCACCUGGAAGGACCAGUCAUAGUGGAAAACAUUUCACAACCAUUGCCUGGCCAGAUGUACAUGAUCUGUUGACUAAAUACAACACAGAGCCCAAUACUCAAACUGAUACUUUUUCCUGCACAAAGGCAGAGCAAGAUGAAAUGCAGUUAGCAGAAACUACAUGCCGGAGCACCCUGAUUUGCCCCUAUGUUGCUCAAGCUGACUCUGGCUAUGAGACAGAGACUCCCAUUCAGUGCCCAAAGGAGGACAAUAGAGCAGACAAUGUGCCUAAUCAAGGGCCCAAAGCAACAUUAAAAACCAGCUAUGCCACCACUGUCAACUUGCAGAUUGCUGGCAGUGGGAGGAUAACAUCCUUUAGUAAUGCACAAGUCAGCCUUACUCAGACACUGGCACCUGUGACAGAUAACCAGAACAGGAGAAGGGUCAGUAUCAACAGUUGCAACUUCUCACUGUAAAACUGCAAAAGGCUUUGAGUGGUGUGCUACUGAGGUAUAGUAUGGUGCCUCAUGCUUAAAUGACACUUUAUCUGGCACUUUAGCUUAUAGCAGAGAGGUCAGUUAAGAGAUCUAGAUUCUCUUCACUCAGAAAGAUUCAUGGAUGAUAAAAUACGGGUGUCAGACAAUUGAUGCUAUGGUCAGUAAUAAUUUUAUAAACCAUUUAGUUACAAAAGGUGAUUAUCAAGGUUCCACCCUAGUUUCUAUCCAGGAUACCAGUAAAACAUCAAUGAAUCUACUUUGAUUUCUUUGCUAUAUUUGGCAGUGUUAUUUUAUUGCUCUUUUUAAAGACUGCAAUAUUCAAAUGAAUAUUAAUUCAUAUUAAUAUUAAUACAAAUCAAUCUGUAAUUGAACCAAAGCCUCUGUCAUUACAGGCUUUCAGCUGGCUGUGAUAUAUACAGAACUCGUAUUUAUGAAGUACUGUAGUUGUUUUCUGGCACUUAACUCUUGUUACUUUGUUUUGCACAUUUUUCUCUUAUGUGGUCCAGACGUGUCUGGAAAAUAAUGUGUUUCAGACAAAACAAUUCCAUGCAUGUUAAAUAAAAUUUUCAUUUCCUUUAUAUUCUUUUCUUUGGCAAAUUUAAUUGUAAUAUCCUACACAAAAAUAUGGAACAUGAAUCGUUGCUUUGAUUGAUGUUAGCCAGAACAUCAACCCAUCUUAUAUUUUUGUCAAAAUGUUUGCUGUAACACACUGAAAAAGCAUUCCAUCGUGCCCUUAAAAUUGUGCUGACUGGCAAAUGGACUUAAUUCAGUUUUAAUUUAGUUUAUUUUUAGUGUAAUAAGUUGUUGAUUUUUAAAGAAGUUUGUUAAAUGUCAAUUUGCUCAAGAAUCUAAGGGCAAUGAAAUGAAACCAAUGAAACUUGUGUCUCAGAUUUACUUACCUAAAGCCUUUAUGCACCACAUAAUGCUUUACAGAAAUGGUGCAAAGAAAUCAAAUCUUUUAUCUGUACUUUUUUUCUCUCUCUCUCAAAAUAAAUAAAUUGCAAGAUUUUCACAAUUUGUACUUAAAUAAAACCUGUGUAACCACAACUGUGCCAGUCUGAUUCCUCUAAAGGUGAACAUGUCAAGAAAUGCUGCCCUCCAAUAAUAUGACAUGGUUACCAUAGUUUGACAAAAUUGGCUACUGUAGUUACAAUUAUUGGGUGAAUACCAAACAGCAUUUUUGUGGGAAAGGGACGCUACUGUUCCAAACUAAAGUGAGCAACAACAAACAAAAAAAAAAAAAAAAAAAAAGGAUUCCUUAAUAAAGGGCCCUUCCACAAGGCCGUUUCUUUUAACUUUUCCUAGAUGAAAAGAUCAAAGAAAAAUCAGCCAAUGUCGUUCCACAAACGCUUAUGUCAACUAAUAUUCGGCAAAGGCGGCGAGAUUUGCAAUAUUAAAUUAUACUCUGUAGGGAGCAGACUACUUUUUAUGCCUCUAAUAUUUUAUUCCUGAAUAUCAGUGUGACCCAUACAAAUGGAGAUCCGAGAAACGUGUGGAUGGAGUCAACUACAUUAAAAAUUACAAAAGUAUUUAACCUUUACACAAGUCAACAUGACGACAAUGUUGUGCUUUUAGUUUGCACGGGUCCCGUGCAGAUGUUUGUAUGACUUAUGUAGGCAGUCCAGCCCAAUCACGAGGUGGUAUAUAAAGAUACUAGACUGGGCUGCACAUCGCAACUCUGUCGAGAGAACACUGUCGGGCACAUGAAGGACAUGAUUCGGAUACAGUAGUUUAUUUACCGUCAUUUCAACUGAACAUUGGAAUCUCAGCAUUUAUUAUUGUUUUGGUUUUGCAUAAGUGUAUUUAUUUUAUUAUUAUUUUUAUUGACAGCUAUAGAGGGGCUGAUAAAAAGACGUUGACUUCUAUCCUUUGACAUUAUUAUUCUGCAUAAUGAUCAGACGUGAAUCUGGAGCUCAGUCGGUGGAUAUGUUUAAGUCACUCCCUCCAGAAUGGUUUUUUCCAGUCAAAAUGUGGAUGACUUCAACCAUGUGCUCCACUGUGCACCUACGAAUAACCUCUAGGAGGGGGGAAAUGUAGCAGCUCAAAAUUUCCCCGUCUCUUCCUAACAGACCUGAUGAGAGAUCUCUUGGUUGGAACAUGUUUGAUACAAGAGCAUAUUUACUCAACUAUUCCAUGCAUUUCACUUCACUACUUCUGUAUGUGGUGAUCAUGUUGACGAGACAGAUCAAAGGAUGCAGCUUAGAGAGUGUGGACAUUGUGAAGAAGAUUGCAAUGGAGCUGCGCAAAAUGGAAACAAAUGAUUACAUGCUGUACACACCAACUCUAGCAGAUUAUGAGCAGAACUGCUCCAGGUCCACACUUACAUGCUUUGCAUUGGAAGUGAAUGUUUUGGUCCUUGAAAUCAAGAGUGUGAACAGGCAGUCUAAGCAAUUAUUUAAAAUGCUCAACAAUCUGAUCAAUAAGAAUCUGCAUGCAGGUCUUUUCCAUAUUAACAGUUCUCAGUGAUCACAGCUCCAAAAAUGACAAAAAAGACACCAAAAAGGCACCUUAAAAGUAGUCCAAAUGAAUUGUGUGCUAUAUUCUUAGUGUUCUAAAGUCAUACGAUAGCUUUGUGUGAGGAACAGACCAAAAUGUAAGUCUUUAUUCACUGAUAAUGUUCCGCUCCAAUGAGCUUUCAGAUUAAGAACUGCUGCAAUUAGAUCAUUAAGUCUGUGUGAAGAUUUUUUUUUUUUAUUCUCAUUUCUGUGGAACACAAUAGGAGAUGUUAAGCAGAAUACGAGUCUCAGUUACCACUGAGGCUGUCAUUACGUCUCUAUACAACAAAAGUUAAUGGUACCAAAUACUCCUUUUUUGUUCCACAGAAGAAAAUCUUAUGAAUUCAGAUUCAGAUUCAGAAUUCAGGAAUGUUUUCACAUGUCACACAGGACUAAAGCUACAGUAAAUCACUUUCUGUAAGUCUCUCUGGACAAAAGUGUCUGCUCUAUGCCUUAAAUGUAAAAGUGCUGCAAAUCAUUGUUUAAGAAGUGACAAAUUAAAGCAACCAGUAACAAUUUCAUUUUAAGAGUGAUAAAUGUAAUUGAGCAAUGAUUUCUAAGUUUCUAGGUUAGGAAUGGUUUCUACCUUAAUUUCAGGGAGUUUCUUCUUACCUUGUGCUUUCUCACUGAAGGAUUAGGCCAGACAUCCUGUAAAGCUACUACAUACUGUAUAUCUAUAAAUAUCCACUUUCAUAUUUACUUCCACAUUCUUCUUUUGUUUUUGUCAAUUCACAUUCUUUGUGCAUAUCACCACCUACUGGGCAGGGAGGAGAAUUUAUAGUAAAGUAGAAUUAAAUAUUGAUCUGUUUCUCACCCACACCUAUCAUAUCGCUUCUAAAGACAUGGAUUUAACAACUGGAGUCAUAUGGAUUACUUUUAUGCUGCCUUUAUGUGCUUUUUGGACCUUCAAAGUUCUGGCCACCAUUUACUUGCAUUGUAUGGACCUACAGAGCUGAGAUAUUCUUCUUCAAAAUCAAGCAAAACAGCACCGUCAAUCCACUUCUGUUAUUGUGCAAAAUGAUUGACAGGCAGAAAGCACAUCAAAGGCUGAUCAAAGAAUGUGUCCACUGCCCACGGUCAAAUUUUUGUUUGCUCUUUACACAGUCUGCUGUUACAGAGACCAGUGAGAUAUCUCAGGACACUAUAUUAUUUUAUACUAUAUACUAUACUUCAGUGAUAUCUUUCAGGGAAAAGUAUUAUUUUUGCACACCAUUCCAUAAAAAAGGAAAGAUACGCAAUAAAAUGUCCUACCUCCUGAAAGAUAUUAAUUAAAUCAGAGGUGCAUAGGGGUGCCGUAUAAAGGGGGUCGCCGGCGGCUCAGUAAAAGGGGCGCAAUCGCUUACAGCACCUUUAAGUAAAUGUAAAGAUACCUUUAUGGAAAUUGACUCAAGCAAAAGUUAAAGUAGCUCUGAGAAAAACACUUAAACAAAAGUUUUAAAGUAACAGACCACUUUUCGAAAUGAUUUGGCCGAUUCAAAAGAAUCAGAUGGAUAAAAAUAUUUCCACUGAAACUAUUUUUUCGCAAAUCAAUAUCACCCAUGCUGUUUACAUUUGCAGCUCUGUUCAUUUUUGUGUUGUUUAGUUGUAAAAUAACGAAAGGGUCUGGCAAAAUGUAUUGGACUAAAAGUAUUAAUUUUUAUUUCAAACUGUAGUGAAGUAAAAGUGAAAGUCAACAGCAAUAUUUAUACUUAAGUAGAAAUAUUUAAAAAUGUACUUAAAGGAAUAUUCCGGUUUCAAUACAAGUUAUCGACAGCAUUUGUGGCAUAAUGUUGAUUACCACUAAAAUUAAUUUUAACUUAU
Molecule: messenger RNA, 9336 nt
Organism: Myxocyprinus asiaticus (Chinese sucker)
Lineage: Eukaryota; Metazoa; Chordata; Actinopteri; Cypriniformes; Catostomidae
Exons: 9
Coding region: 383-5020 (1545 amino acids)
Source: RefSeq, a predicted model, not a curated record